AUGAAUUGGUAUCGUCAAUGGGAUGGUACUGUCAAUUCAUUGAAUCAAGAGUCAAAACGUGGUCGAGCUCGUAUAAUGACACAACAAGAAGUUAAAGAUUACAUUUUAGAAUUUGUCAAAUCAAUGAAUAAUAAACGUGUAUAUGUUGAUUAUCAGAUGGUUCAAACACAUAUUAAAUUUGUACUAAAACGAGAGGUACCAAUUCGUACAAUCAGACGAUAUGGUAAAGAAAGUGGUAUAAAAUGGAAAAAAACUCGUGGAAUAACAUUACGGGACGCUGAUAAGAUUUUUUGGUACAAUAUUGGUCAAUUUCGAAGUUCAUUACAACGAAUUGCUAAUGAUCGAUUAAUAUUUAUUGAUGAAACAGCUGUUUAUUUUAUUAUGAUUCCUCGUAAAACUCUUGUUGCUUCUGGUCAACAACCGUUAAUUCUAGUUACACAACCUUCAGUAUAUGCCAAACGAUAUGAUUUUAUUGGUGCUAUUAAUGGAUCUCAAUCGAAUGCUUGUAGGACACUGACCUCUGAAGAUCGCAAUUAUCGGAGAAUUAAAGGUGUCAGACAAGCGGUAAUAAAUCAAUGGAUUACUGAUACAUUAGCGUCAGCAAUCAAUCGAUUACAUAUCGACAAUAUUUAUUUGAUUUGUGAUCAAACUCGUGCUCAUAAUGAAGUGGAUAUGAUUGAAGUAUUACGAGCUGGUAAAUGUGAAUCAGUUAAAGAAAUUCUACAUAUGCCAACAGCGUCCGCAAAAUAUGUAUCACCAUUGGAUAAUCUACUGUGGCACUCAUUUAAAAAAGUUAUUCGAAAUCGACAUCCAUUAUCUACAACUGAUAUACCACCUUUACUACUUUCAGAAAGUUUCUAUUCGUUAUCAAAACAAGAAAUUGAAAAUGCUUAUCGCAAGUGUGGCUUGGUAUAUGGAACUGAUGAACAUUAUGAUAGACCUUAA
This is a messenger RNA of Rotaria sp. Silwood2, 945 nucleotides long. The record is from the annotation of a GenBank genome assembly. Lineage: Eukaryota; Metazoa; Rotifera; Eurotatoria; Philodinida; Philodinidae.